Mytilus trossulus (common blue mussel) is the source of this 833-nucleotide messenger RNA. RefSeq lists its product as uncharacterized. The transcript is spliced from 4 exons. The record is from RefSeq and is a predicted model, not a curated record. The coding region runs from base 129 to 551 and encodes 140 amino acids. Lineage: Eukaryota; Metazoa; Mollusca; Bivalvia; Mytilida; Mytilidae.
GUUUACCUGGCGACUGAUAUAUUGGUUGAUGAUGAGUGUAUACACUAUAUAAAAGAAACAUAAAGUCACUGAAUAACCUACAUACUUUCAACUGGCGCUACAGGUUAAUGUAUACAUAGUAUUUCGAUAUGGCUCAAUUUUUAGGAAAAUGGAAUUCAGUAUCUAUGACCAACAUCGAAGCUGUAGGAAAAGUAUUGGGCUUUACAGAUGAAAUGAUUAAAAAGUACCAAGAAUCUAAAUGGACAUUUGAGUUCACCAAAGAUGGAGAUACGUUCUCAAUUACAAAUGAAUCAAAUAACACACCUAAAUCAACUAAUACAUACGAAGAGGGGAAGGAAUUGGUGACGAAAAACUCAUUUGGACAAUGUCUUAAGAUUACUAUCACAUUUGACUCGGAUUCCAAAAUGACUGUAUUGGAAAAAAUGGAACUACCAGGUGGUUGGAAAAAUAUAAAACUUGUACGAACAGUUGAAGGAAACAAAAUGACAGCAGUUGUGGAAGUACUGGAAAGUGGCGCAAAGAUGACCCAAACUUUCGAGAAAUGCACAUAGUCUGAGGAACAAACAAACCAACGGAGUGGUAGUUAACGUCUUGCAUAAGCGUUGUAUGAAUGUAUGAAAUCGUCUUGCGAUGAAUUUAAACAGAAUAUGUGUGUAUAUGUGUGUGUAAUAAAAAAGCGACAAAAAAAAACUGUUUUUUUUGUUAAAGAACAGAAGAGCACAGAAAACUUCAGCAAAAAUCAGACAAUCAUUUGUUUUUAUGUUUAACCACUAUAAUAUUUGAAGUUAAUAAACACUUGUUGGCAGCUAUGCAAUAAACUUUUUUCUAAGAUA